AUGGUGGCCGCCACGCCCCUUCAUCAGCUCCGGCGCGUCCGAGUCCCCCGACUUCUUUCCGCGUGCUCCCAGGCCUUCUCGGCGCUCUCCCCUCCCUCGGCGCCCCCCUCCCUCGUCGUCCGCUCCCCUGAAUGCGCGUCCAGGCCGCGCCCUCUAGCCCGCUCCGCCGCUCCAGCGCCCCCCCCUUCCCCCAGAUGCUUCUCGACGUCGCCGCCCAGGCACACCAAGACCAUCAAGCCGCACCGCCUUCCCGCCAACCUGAUCCCCCCGUACCCGUACGGCCAGCGCCGCGUCUACAAGCAGUCCAACCGCGGGCUCUACGGCUCCGCCCGGAUCCGCUUCGGCAACACCGUCGCCGAGAAGCACCGCAACAAGUCCCGUCGCGUCUGGCGCCCCAACGUCCACGUCAAGACCUUCUUCUCGCCUGCGCUCGGGGCCCGCGUCAAGACCCGCCUCACCCUGCGCGUGCUCAAGACCAUCCGCCGCGAGGGCGGCAUCGAAAACUACCUCCUCAAGAGCAAGCCCGCCCGCGUCAAGGAGCUCGGCCCGGGGGGCUGGAACCUGCGCUGGAUCCUCAUGCAGACGCGGCUGGUCCAGGAGCGCUUCAACCGGGAGAGGAUUGCGCUCGGCCUGGAGCCAAACGAGAUCGAGGACAGGGACGACGUCAUCCAGUUUGCGCUCGACUAUGCCACCCCGGGGCCCUUGAGUGUGCGCAGCCUGGCCACGUUGGACGACAUGCGAGCCUCUGUGGCUGACGCCUUUGUCCUGGGAGAGGAAACCUUGGCCGACGUGGAAGGCGUGCAGGAGCUGUCAGACGAGGCUGAGGAGCGACUGUUGCGGGACAUGGGAGACGCUGAUGAGCAUCAUCAACAUCAUCAUCAUCAUCACCAUCGUCAUGUGCUUGACUCGCAGCCACGACCGGAAGCUUAG
This is a messenger RNA of Ustilaginoidea virens, 930 nucleotides long. RefSeq lists its product as uncharacterized. The coding region runs from base 1 to 930 and encodes 309 amino acids. Gene Ontology annotation, cellular component: mitochondrial large ribosomal subunit. The transcript has a single exon. Gene Ontology annotation, molecular function: structural constituent of ribosome. The record is from RefSeq and is a predicted model, not a curated record. Lineage: Eukaryota; Fungi; Ascomycota; Sordariomycetes; Hypocreales; Clavicipitaceae.